Molecule: messenger RNA, 1892 nt
Organism: Andrographis paniculata
Lineage: Eukaryota; Viridiplantae; Streptophyta; Magnoliopsida; Lamiales; Acanthaceae
Product: 3-epi-6-deoxocathasterone 23-monooxygenase CYP90C1
Exons: 10
Coding region: 265-1746 (493 amino acids)
Biological process (GO): brassinosteroid biosynthetic process; multicellular organism development; sterol metabolic process
Molecular function (GO): iron ion binding; oxidoreductase activity, acting on paired donors, with incorporation or reduction of molecular oxygen, NAD(P)H as one donor, and incorporation of one atom of oxygen; heme binding
Source: RefSeq, a predicted model, not a curated record
AUAUUUCUCCUUCCCAAUCCCUAAAUUUACUCCAGCGCCGCUCGCACCAGUUCCCUUCCUCAGCAUCCGACCGCCGCCGUCGUCCUCCUCCACACGCGCCGCCGUCGACAGUCUCGGCGCCUUCGCAAGGCCGCAGUUCCGCCGCCGGUGUUCGUUCCCCGUCCAAUCUUCACGCACCCGGACUCAGACCACGUCACUCCGUCGGCCGCCUCUGCUUCCACCGUUGGACCGGCCGCCCAGUCCGAGCUCCGCCUGAGGAGAUUAAUGGGGGAAGAAUGGCUGGAUUGGAGUUGGGUUGUUGCAGCAGCAGCAACAGCAUCGAUUGUUGUUAUUAUUAUUAUUAAUAUGAGAAACAGAAGAAGAAGAACUAAGGAUGCUGAUAGGGUUCCUGGAGGGAGUUGGGGUUGGCCGUUGAUAGGCGAAACCUUGGAUUUUAUUGCUUCUGGUUACUCCUCCAAACCCGUCUCCUUCAUGGACAAACGCAAAUCCCUAUAUGGGAGUGUCUUUCGAACUCACAUCUUAGGAAAGGCGGUGAUCGUCUCCACCGAUCCCGAUGUUAACAAACACGUUCUGCAGAAUCACGGCAAUGCUUUCAUACCGUCGUAUCCAAAAUCUAUAAAAGAACUCUUCGGAGAAUCUUCGAUACUCCAAAUGAGCGGACCUUUGCACAAGAGGGUGCAUGGCCUUAUCGGAGGUUUCCUAAAAUCGCCGUCGCUAAAGGGGCGAAUCACCGAAAAUAUUGAGAAUUCUGUCCGAGCUUCGCUAUCGACAUGGAAAGAUAACAAUGGUCAAGUUUACGUUCAAGACGAAACCAAAAAGCUUACCUUCGAGAUUUUAGUGAGAGUGCUUUUAAGCGUCGGCCCAGGUGAAGAGAUGAGGUUUCUAAAGAGGGAAUUCGAGGAAUUCAUCAAAGGUUUAAUUUGUUUACCCAUUAAGCUCCCCGGAACGCAACUGUAUAAAUCCUUGCAGGCGAAGAAGAGAUUAUUGCAAAGGGUGGAAAAAAUUAUAGAAGAGAGGAAAUUAAUCAUGGUAAAAACACAAGAGAAAAAAGAACUUCCAAAUGAUGCGAUCGAUGUCCUAUUACGUGACAGUGAUGAAUUAGAAGAAAUGCUCGAUCACAAACUCCCGCCUAAUUUUAUCAGCGGUAACAUUAUCGAAAUGAUGAUUCCCGGAGAAGAGACUGUGCCAACGGCCAUGACCCUCGCCGUUAAAUUUCUUGGCGACCACCCCAUCGCGUUAGCUCAUUUAGUGGAAGAGAACAUGGAACUUAAGAAGAGCAAGGAAGAAUCUUGCGAAGAAUAUUCGUGGAUGGAUUAUUUAUCGUUGCCGUUCACUCAAAAUGUUAUAAGUGAAACACUUAGGCUAGCAAACAUCAUCAAUGCAGUGUGGAGAGAAGCUGUCAAGGAUGUCAGAGUUAAAGGUUACUUAAUACCUAAAGGGUGGUGUGUUUUGGCUUCCUUAAGCUCGGUACACAUGAACGAAGCUUAUUACUGUAAUCCUUACGAAUUUGAUCCAUGGAGAUGGAAGGAAGUCGGAGUCAUCGCAAGCAAUAAUCUUUUUACGCCGUUUGGUGGAGGGCAGCGGCUGUGUCCUGGUUUGGAACUCUCGAGGCUUGAAGUAUCAAUAUUCCUUCACCAUCUCGUUACAACUUAUCGGUGGACUGCUGAGAAGGACGAUAUAACAUAUUUUCCGACGGUGAAAAUGAAGAGGAAGCUCCCCAUCACAGUGAUGCCCUUAAAACAAUGAAUUUUGGUUACUUUCGGUUUGAUGGUCUAUUUUGUUUCCUUGUUUAUUUACGAUCCUUUUGUACUGUAUAGAAGUCAGGGAAUUGGCGAAUACGACUCGCAUGUGUGAUCUUGAUAAGCAUAUCCAUAUAGAACAUGGGGUACUAA